Messenger RNA from Gekko japonicus, 1090 nucleotides. RefSeq names its product G protein-coupled receptor 183 (gene GPR183). Gene Ontology annotation, biological process: G protein-coupled receptor signaling pathway. The coding region runs from base 5 to 1090 and encodes 361 amino acids. Gene Ontology annotation, molecular function: oxysterol binding; G protein-coupled receptor activity. Gene Ontology annotation, cellular component: membrane. The record is from RefSeq and is a predicted model, not a curated record. The transcript has a single exon. NCBI's taxonomy places the organism in Eukaryota, Metazoa, Chordata, Lepidosauria, Squamata, Gekkonidae.
AGUUAUGGAAACAGGCUCAAUUGCUCCUGAUUCUACGACAUGCCAAAGUAAUAACUCCGCUUGUGAUUUAUACGAACAUGAAGAUUCAGCGCGUAUCUUACUGCCUGUAUUCUACAGUGUAAUUUUCAUAAUAGGAGUACUUGGAAAUGUACUUGCUCUCACUGUGGUCAUUAAAAACAGGAAAAAGAUCAACUCUACCACUCUUUACUCUACAAAUCUUGUUGUCUCAGACAUUCUUUUUACUACUGCUUUGCCUGCGAGAAUUGCAUACUAUGCAAUGGGCUUCCACUGGCCAUUUGGAGAACUACUCUGCAAACUCACCGCGCUCGUCUUUUACAUCAACAUUUAUGCCGCUGUGAACUUCAUGACAUGCUUGAGCAUUGACAGGUUUGUCGCUGUGGUCCAUCCACUGCGCACCAGGAUCAGAACAGUAAGAUGCGCCACAUAUAUUUGUUGCUCAGUGUGGUUUCUUGUAUUAGCACAGACUCUCCCAUUGCUUACACAAUCCUUGUCACACGAAGAAGGUAAAAGAAACACAUGCAUGGAAUAUCCAAACUUUGAAAAAAUACCAAAUCUCCCUUGGAUGCUCCUUGGUGCCUGUUUACUUGGAUAUGUAAUUCCCCUUGGGAUUAUACUGGUCUGUUAUUCUAAAAUUAGUUAUAAACUCUAUCAAAAUGCCAAGAAAAAUCCACUCGCUGAAAAAUCAGGAACAAACAGAAAGGCCAUCAAUAUAAUUAUUUUCAUCAUUGUCGUCUUCAUUGUUUGUCUCACGCCUUAUCAUGUUGCCAUUAUCAAACAUAUGAUUACAAAGAUUAUGUUUGGAGAGUGUGAUCUUGAAUGCAGUACUCAAAAACUCUUCCAGAAGACCCUCCACUACACUGUGUUCCUGAUGAACUUAAAUUGCUGUUUGGAUCCUUUAAUCUAUUUCUUUGCAUGCAGAGGAUACAAAAGUACAAUACUGAGAAUCUUGAGACGUCAAGGAAGCUUGUCAUUGUCGAGUAUGGCUCGAACAGGUCAUGAAGAAAGCUCCCGUGACAUUGGAGAUGCGCACACGGCUACUGUUACAACAGAACUAAAUGGAAAACGAUGA